GCAACUAACACUCAUCAGCUUCAUUUGCAGAAAGCCAAAGAGCAAAAUCGGGAGAGAAAUGGGUUCAACGUUGUUGCCCUUCUCGCCCCUCUCUGCCACUUUAAGCCCCUCCAAAGCACGAGUCACCUCAUCCCCUCAUAUCCUUAACUUUCCAUCUUUAAAACCUGAGCGACUGCUGCAACUACAACCUCACAGGACUUACAUUCCUCCUCAUGUCUACUGUCACCCGGCUGCUAUCCUUCUUGAAAUGUGCUCAGACAUGAGAGAACUAAACCAAAUCCUCCCUCUUGUAAUAAAAAACGGUCUCUACAACGAACACUUGUUCCAAACUAAGCUAGUCAGUUUGUUCUCCAAGUUUGGUAAUUUAGCGGCUGCGGCCACCGUUUUUGAUCCAAUUGAAGGCAAAGUUGAGGCCUUAUAUCACACCCUUCUCAAGGGUCACGCUACACAUUCGUCUAUUGAUGAGACUAUAGCGUUCUUUAGCAGAAUGAAGCACGAUGAAGUGCAACAUGUUGUUUACAAUUUUACUUAUUUGUUGAAGACUUGUGGGGAUAAUUCAGACCUUAAAAGGGGGAAGGAGAUUCAUGCUCAGUUGGUCUGUAAUGGGUUUGGGUCUAAUGUCUUCGCAAUGACGGGGGUUGUUAAUAUGUAUGGGAAGUGUCGUCAAGUCAACGAAGCAAGGAAGAUGUUUGAUAGAAUGGUUCAGAGAGAUUUGGUUGCUUGGAAUGCGAUUAUUGCUGGGUAUUCUCAAAAUGGUUUGGCGAGGAGAGCAUUGGAGUUGGUUGUAACAAUGCAAGAGGAAGGCCAGCGACCUGAUUCCAUUACAAUUGUCACCGUUUUGCCUUCAUGUGGAGAUGUUGGGUCUUCUAGGAUUGGCAAGUCAAUUCACGGUUUUGUAAUCAGGGCUGGGUUUGCGUCAUUGGUGAAUGUUUCGACUGCUCUUGUGGAUAUGUACUCGAAAUGUGGAUUGGUGCAGACUGCUCGAUCGGUUUUUGAUAGGAUGCGUAAUAGGACUCUUGUUUCAUGGAAUUCAAUGAUUGAUGGCUAUGUCCAAAGUGGACAUUCUGAGGAAGCCAUGGCCGUUUUGCAGAAAAUGCUGGAUGAAGGGUUGAAACCCACCGACGUUACAAUUAUGGCAGCCCUGCAUGCCUGCGCUGAUUUGGGUGAUCUUGAAAGGGGAAGUUACAUCCAUGAAUUACUGAACAAAAUUGGACUUGGAUCUGAUGUUUCAGUCACGAACUCUCUGAUUUCCAUGUAUUCGAAGUGUAAGAGAAUAGAUAUUGCUGCCGAAAUAUUUGAAAAUUUGCUGGAAAAGACUCUAGUUUCAUGGAAUGCCAUGAUAUCGGGUUAUUCACAAAAUGGACGUGUAAAUGAGGCUCUCAAUUACUUCUGUAAGAUGCAACGGGAGAAGAUAAAACCAGACUCAUUCUCUAUGGUGAGCAUCAUUCCUGCUCUUGCAGAUUUAUCUAUCUUACGGCAGGCAAAGUGGAUCCAUGGACUUGCCAUUAGAUAUUGCUUGGAAAGGAAUGUAUUUGUGAUGACUGCCCUGGUGGAUAUGUAUGCAAAAUGUGGCGGUAUUCCCACUGCACGCAAACUCUUUGACAUGAUGCAUGAGCGGCAUGUGACGACUUGGAAUGCCAUGAUAGAUGGAUAUGGAACACAUGGACUUGGGAAAGCUGCUGUUGAACUGUUCGAGGUGAUGUGUAGGGGGGUUAUCAAGCCCAAUGAUGUAACCUUUCUAUGUGUGCUUUCAGCUUGCAGCCAUGCUGGCUUGGUGGAAGAUGGGUGUCGAUACUUCACCAUGAUGAAGAGUGAUUAUGGCAUAGAGCCUGUGAUGGAUCAUUACGGAGCUAUGGUGGACCUUCUUGGACGUGCUGGCAAGCUUGAUGAAGCUUGGGACUUCAUCCAAAAGAUGCCUAUUGAACCAGGAAUUAGUGUGUUAGGGGCCAUGUUGGGUGCUUGCAGGAUUCACAAAAAUGUUGAGUUGGGAGAAAAGGCAGCAGAAAGACUGUUUGAUCUAGGCCCAGAAGAAGGUGGCUACCAUGUGCUCUUGUCUAACAUAUAUGCCAAUGCUUCAAUGUGGGAUAAUGUAGCCAAGGUGAGGACAAUGAUGGAGAAGAAAGGGCUUCAAAAGACCCCUGGUUGCAGUUUGGUUGAGUUGAGAAAUGAAGUCCACACAUUCUACUCUGGCACCACAGACCAUCCACAAUCCAAAAGGAUAUAUACAGCACUCGAAGCGCUGGUAGAUGAUAUCAAAGCUGCAGGUUAUGUACCUGUAACAAAUUCAAUACAUGAUGUUGAAGAUGAUGUAAAGGAACAGUUACUCAACAGCCAUAGUGAAAAGUUGGCCAUUGCAUUUGCACUCAUAAAUACAAACUCAGGUACCACCAUCCACAUCCGAAAGAACCUCCGUGUUUGUGGUGAUUGCCAUGAGGCAACCAAAUACAUCUCACUUGUGACUGGGCGAGAGAUCAUAGUGAGGGACAUGCACCGGUUCCACCAUUUCAAGAAUGGAACCUGCUCCUGUGCUGAUUAUUGGUGAAGUUUCCUCUGAAUCAGAGAGGUGUGGCCCACUGUUAUAGAUGUCAGAAACUGGCUCCCCUGUUUCCGUUUACAUGAUGCGUCUGCAUAAGAUGUAUUUUUCGGGAAUCUAAGUGAUAUCAGAUAUAAUUGGAUGAUCAUACCAGAGUUUUUCAGAGUUGAAGGCUAGAGUACCAAGAGUGUACAGGCGGCUCACACUUCAGAAGUCCAUCUAGCAAAUGUUGUACCAAGAAAUGUAUUUCCAGGUUAUUAUUGUAAGAGCUCAUCUCUUCUGCAUGUAUAAAUAUUUUUGCUGAUUGACCAGCUAUAGAGUGUCAUCUCAUCAUAUCCUGUUUAUUUGUU
This is a messenger RNA of Telopea speciosissima, 2883 nucleotides long. Its product is annotated as pentatricopeptide repeat-containing protein At1g11290, chloroplastic. The coding region runs from base 59 to 2542 and encodes 827 amino acids. NCBI's taxonomy places the organism in Eukaryota, Viridiplantae, Streptophyta, Magnoliopsida, Proteales, Proteaceae. Gene Ontology annotation, molecular function: RNA binding; protein binding; zinc ion binding. The record is from RefSeq and is a predicted model, not a curated record. Gene Ontology annotation, biological process: RNA modification. The transcript has a single exon.